Lepisosteus oculatus (spotted gar) is the source of this 4050-nucleotide messenger RNA. Lineage: Eukaryota; Metazoa; Chordata; Actinopteri; Semionotiformes; Lepisosteidae. The record is from RefSeq and is a predicted model, not a curated record.
AUGGGCGUCACAGUGUAUCUGGGCAGGCAGACACAGGUGGGCUCAAACCUCAAUGAAGUGUCCAGGACGAUUCAGCAGAUCGUGUGGUACCCAAACUACGACUCUAGAAUAAAAAAUAAUGACAUCGCUCUGAUAAGGUUGGACAAUCCUGUCAGCUUCACCAACUACAUCCAGCCCAUCUGUCUGGCCGACAACAACAGCUCCUUCCUCGAUGGCACCCGCUGCUGGGUAACUGGCUGGGGAGACACGGCUGAGGAUGGGAACCAGAUCCUACAGGAGGUGCAGGUGCCCAUCAUGGGGAACAGGCAGUGUGGGUGUCUGAACGACGUGGCCUUUGGCUCAGGCGGCAUCACAGCCAACAUGAUCUGUACUGGAGUGCUGGAAGGGGGCAAAGGCUUCUGCCAGGGCGAUACAGGGGGACCCCUGGUGUGUAAGCAGGGCUCUGCCUGGGUUCAGGCUGGUAUUGUAAGUUUCGGAGAGGGUUGUGCCCAGCCCAGUCUCCCAGGGGUGUACACCAGGGUGUCCCAGUACCAGGACUGGAUUAAUGAGCAGAGUGUGGAAAGGCACCACUCAGUACCAGGAUUGUGGGGGGUGACUCUGCCCCAGAGGGGUACUGGCCCUGGCAGGUACUCAGAUCUCAGUUACUGGAAGGUAUAUCUGGGCAGUCAGCAACAAGUGGGCCCUAACCCCUACAAAGUAUCAAGGAGGGUCAAAAGUAUCAUUAUGCACCCUGGAUUUAAUUACUACUAUUAUGCAGUUAACAAUGACAUCACCCUGGUGAGGCUGGUCAGCCCUGUGUCCUUCACCAGCCACAUCCAGCCCAUCUGUCUGGCCGACAGCAACAGCUCCUUCCACACUGGGACCAGCUGCUGGGUCGCAGGCUGGGGAUACACAGCUAAUGGUGUGUCUCUGUCGGGGAACCAGACGCUACAGGAGGUCCAGGUGCCCAUCAUUGGGAACAGGCAGUGUGGGUGUCUGACUAAUGAAGAUGCCAAUAACCCCAUCACCAUCACUGAAAACAUGAUCUGUGCUGGAGAGCUGGAUGGGGGCAAGGAUACCUGCUGGGGAGACACAGGAGGACCCCUGAUCUGUCAGCAGGACUCCUCCUGGGUUCAGGCAGAGUGUGGGCGGGCGCCUCUCAGUACCAGGAUCAUGCAGGGUGACGCUGCCCCAGAUGGGUACUGGCCCUGGCAAGUUAACCUGUAUUAUUAUGGACAACAUGUGUGUGGAGGGUCUCUGAUCAACCACCAGUGGGCGCUGACAGCUGCACACUGCAUCUACAGCUACAGUGGUAUCAGUUUCUACCGAGUGUAUCUGGGCAGGUUGACACAGGUGGCCUCUAACCCACAUGAAGUGUCUAGAAGGGUCAGCCAGAUCAUCAUACACCCUAACUUUGAUUCUUGGAGUCUGAACAACGACAUCGCCCUGCUGAAGCUGAGCAGCCCUGUCAACUUCACCAGCUACAUCCAGCCCAUCUGUCUGGCUGACAACAGCAGCUCCUUCCACACUGGGACCAGCUGCUGGGUUGCGGGCUGGGGAAACACAGAUGAACAAAGUGAGUAUGGUCUCAGUCAAGUGACAGUGUAUCUGGGCCGGCAGAGACAGGUGGGCUCUAACCCCCACGAAGUGUCCAGGAAGGUGUCACAGUUCAUUUUGCACCCUGAAUCUUACUAUUCGAAUUUGGAGAACAACAUCGCUCUGGUGAAACUGAGCAGCCCCGUCACCUUCACUGCUUACAUCCAGCCCAUCUGUCUGGCAGAAAACAGCAGCUCCUUCUUCACUGGGACCAGCUGCUGGGUCGCAGGCUGGGGAUACACUGGCGGAAACUCACCUCUGUCUGGGAACCAGACCCUCCAGGAGGUCCAGCUGCCUAUCAUUGGGAACGGAGAGUGUGGCUGUGCCAGCAGCCUGACCUAUGGAAGGAACGUUGUCACUGACCGCAUGAUCUGUGCUGGAGUGCUUGGAGACUGGAAGGGCCCCUGCUAUGGAGAUUCAGGGGGUCCACUGGUCUGUAAGCAGGGCUCUGCCUGGGUACAAGCUGGUAUUGUGAGCUAUGAAUGUUACCAGUCCAGUUUUCCCUGGAUUUACACCAGAGUCUCCUGGUUCCAGGAGUGGAUUAAUGGAGUGGUGGGGUCGGCUUCUUCUCCAGGUUAUGUGACCUUCACAUCCAGUGGCACAGACUCUGACAAUUAUAACUGUAGUCUGUUCUCUACAACGACACCUCCACCAACUAAUACACUGCCAACUACCUUAACACCUUUUGUCUGUGGUCAGGCGCCCCUCAGUCCCAGGAUCGUUGGGGGUGAGUCAGCGCAGGCGGGGUACUGGCCCUGGCAGGCCAGCCUGCACUGGAAUGGGACCCACACUUGUGGGGGGACUCUGAUCAACAUUGAGUGGGUGCUGUCAGCUGCUCACUGCUUUGGAAGCCCUGUGGUUGCGAGUCAGUGGAAAGUGUACCUGGGGCGGCUGACACAGACGGGUCCCAACAUCCACGAAGUGUCCAGGGGGCUCCAGCAAAUCAUCGUGCAUCCAGACUAUGACUCUUCAACCAACAACAAUGACAUCGCCCUGCUGAGACUGAGCAGCUCCGUCUCCUUCAACAACUACAUCCAGCCCAUUUGUCUGGCUGACAGAAGCAGCUCCUUCUUCACUGGGACCAGCUGCUGGGUCACUGGCUGGGGAGACACAGCUGAAGGUGGAUCUCUGUUGGGGAACCAGACCCUGCAGGAGGUCCAGCUGCCCAUCAUGGGGAACAGGCAGUGUGGGUGUCUGAACGACAUGGCCUUUGGCUCAGGCAGCAUCACAGCCAACAUGAUCUGUGCUGGAGAGCUGCAUGGGGGCAAAGACUCCUGCCAGGGAGACUCAGGGGGUCCCCUGGUCUGCAAGCAGGGCUCUGCCUGGGUUCAGGCUGGUGUUGUGAGUUUCGGAAGGGGCUGUGCCCGUCCCAGUCUCCCAGGGGUGUACACCAGGGUGUCCCAGUACAAGGACUGGAUUAACGGACAAGUGGGGUCGGGAGUCACAGGCUUUGUGACCUUCACAUCCAGUGGCACAGACGCUGAUAGCAGCUUUACCUGUGGUCCUGAUCCUACAGUUACUACAAGAGCACCACUGACCACUACUGUCGCUCCAUCAAUCACUUACCCGACCCCUGCGCCAGCCCCCAUAGCACCAGGAGAGUGUGGGAGACCGCCCCUCAGUCCCAGGAUUGUAGGGGGUGACUCUGCCCCAGAGGGGUACUGGCCCUGGCAGGUCAGCAUACAUUACUAUGGGCAACACAGGUGUGGAGGAUCUCUGAUCAACCACCAGUGGGUCCUGACGUCUGCCAGCUGUAUCUAUUGGUACUGGUCCUGGUACUACAGUCUUGCCGAGUGGCAGGUGUAUCUCGGCAGGCAGCAACAAGUGGGCUCUAACCCCUAUGAAGUGUCUAGGAGGAUCCAGUCGAUCAUUAUACACCCUGGAUUUUAUUAUUACAGUUCCAGGCAAGACAAUGACAUCGCCCUCGUGAUGCUGGGCAGCCCUGUCAACUUCACCAGCUACAUCCAGCCCAUCUGUCUGGCCGACAACAGCAGCUCCUUCCACACUGGGACCAGCUGCUGGGUCGCAGGCUGGGGAUACACAGCUAAUAGCGUGUCUCUGUCGGGGAACCAGACGCUACAGGAGGUCCAGGUGCCCAUCAUUGGGAACAGGCAGUGUGGGUGUCUGACUACUGAAGAUGCCAAUAACCCCAUCACCAUCACUGAAAACAUGAUCUGUGCUGGAGAGAUGGAUGGGGGCAAGGAUACCUGCUGGGGAGACACAGGAGGACCCCUGAUCUGUAAGCAGGACUCCUCCUGGGUUCAGGCUGGUGUUGUGAGCUCUAGGCAGGGUUGUGCUCGUUCCAGUCUCCCGGAUGUGUACACCAGAGUGUCCCAGUACAAGGACUGGAUUAACACUCAGGUUGCGUCCGCCACUCCAGGUUUUGUGACCUUCAGCUCCAAUGGCACAGACCCUGACAGCGGUUUUAACUGUAGCUCUCUUAGUGUUACUGCUGUAGCACCGAGCGGUAGGUGA